Messenger RNA from Eremomyces bilateralis CBS 781.70, 1917 nucleotides. Its product is annotated as LACT-domain-containing protein. The transcript has 3 exons. Gene Ontology annotation, molecular function: phospholipid:diacylglycerol acyltransferase activity. The coding region runs from base 1 to 1917 and encodes 638 amino acids. The record is from RefSeq and is a predicted model, not a curated record. Gene Ontology annotation, biological process: lipid storage; triglyceride biosynthetic process. Lineage: Eukaryota; Fungi; Ascomycota; Dothideomycetes; Eremomycetales; Eremomycetaceae. Gene Ontology annotation, cellular component: perinuclear endoplasmic reticulum; cytoplasm.
AUGUAUGGUUCCCUCCGGCGCCGCGUUCUCGGCGGCAGCAACAACGACAAGGACUCUCCAGCUUCCUCCAAUGAUCCAUCUCGUGAUAGCUCGCCCGCGGUGGGUGAAGAAAUGCUAUUCCUCUCGGAGAAGAAACCCGAAAAAUCCCAUCAUUUAACGCGGACGCCUGGAACGCGACGUCGAAAUGCCUGGAUAUUUUUCUUGGGCGGAUUGUUUGGGCUGGCGUUGGCGGCUUUUUUCGCUCGAAGCAACGAUAUGCUCGACAUCAGGGCCCUAACCGAUAUAAACCUUGAUAGUAUCUUUGAUGUCCUUCCGGCAGCUCUACUGAGAGAUGCUCAAGAUUUACAGAGACGUGAACGAGAUGCCAUCGCAUACGACUCGUUUGCAGUUGGCCUACAUGCUCGAUCACAGGGCGUCAAAGCCACACAUCCCGUCAUCAUGAUUCCUGGAGUCAUUUCGACCGGCUUGGAAUCAUGGGGGACCUCUGAUGUAUCCCGCAAUUACUUCCGACGCCGGUUAUGGGGAUCCUGGACCAUGAUGCGAGCGUUGGUGUUGGACAAAGCUUCAUGGAAGAAGCACCUGAUGCUCGACAAGGACACGGGUCUGGAUCCGCCUGGAAUCAAGUUGCGUGCCGCUCAAGGAUUCGAUGCCACCGACUUCUUCAUCACGGGGUACUGGAUCUGGAACAAAAUCCUGGAAAACCUGGCGACGAUCGGUUAUGAUCCGGGGAAUGCGUUUACCGCCGCAUACGAUUGGAGGCUUUCCUACGAAAACUACGAGAAACGGGACCAAUAUUUCACUCGCCUCAAGCAUCAUAUCGAACUCGCGUCCCGAAUCUCGGGUAAGAAGGUCACCCUCUUAAGUCACUCCAUGGGGUCCCAAGUCCUGUACUACUUCUUCCAUUGGGUCGAAUCGGAAGCACCGGGCCACGGCGGAGGCGGCCCAAACUGGGUAGAAACGCAUGUGGACAGCUGGAUCAACAUCUCCGGAUGCAUGCUAGGCGCUCUCAAAGGCCUGACCGCGGUCCUGAGCGGCGAGAUGCGGGAUACCGCCCAGCUCAACGCGUUCGCGGUGUACGGCCUCGAGAAGUUCCUCAGCCGACAUGAACGCGCUGACCUGUUCCGCGCCAUGCCGGGGAUUUCCAGCAUGUUGCCGAUGGGAGGCGCGGCGGUGUGGGGGAACGAGACGUGGGCGCCGGACGAUCCGCCGGGCGCAAACCAUACCUUUGGCCGCUUCAUCACGUUCCGCGAACGGAAUGGCACGGCGGUCGGGCAGAAUCUGACCGCGGGGAUGUCGUUGCCAUACCUGUUCGAGAAGCUCAAGUCCGAACCGUGGUACGAGAAAAUGGUGUCGGAAGCGUAUUCAUACGGUAUCGCGCACAGCCGUGAGGAAGUCGAAGACAACCAACGGGAUCCUUCGAAAUGGGUCAAUCCCUUGGAAACGCGCUUGCCGCUGGCUCCGAACCUGAAGAUCUACUGUUUCUACGGUCAUGGAAAGCCUACCGAAAGAGCAUACUAUUAUCGAGACGAUUUGGACCCCAUGAGUAUAACUAAUGUUAGUAUGGAUACGGGUUAUACCGACCCCAACGGGGGUCCCGACCAUGGCGUAAUGAUGGGAGAAGGCGAUGGCACGGUGCCGCUUCUCUCGAUGGGAUACAUGUGCGUGCGGGGAUGGAAGUACCGACGGUACAAUCCUGCGGGAGUGAAGAUUAAGACGUAUGAGAUGCCUCAUGAACCGGAGCGAUUCAGUCCACGAGGUGGGCCCAAUACAGGUGAUCAUGUGGAUAUCUUGGGACGAGCCUCCUUGAACGAUCUCAUUCUCCGCGUCGCGGGCGGGAAGGGCGAUUUAAUUGAGGAUAACAUCACCUCCGACAUUCUCGAGUAUGCGGAAAAGGUCAAAAUCUAUGACCACCUAUGA